AUGGACUCGAGGGUCACAGGAGGCUCCAGCGGCAUCGGCAAGAGCAUCGCCAUCGAGUGUUAUAAACAAGGAGCCUUCAUCACUCUGGUCGCACGGAAUGAGGACAAGCUGCUGCAGGCCAAGAAAGAAAUUGAAAAGCACUCAAUUAAUGAUAAACAGGUGGUGCUCUGUAUAUCAGUGGACGUCUCUCAGGACUACAGCCAAGUAGAGAAUGUCAUCAAACAGGCUCAGGAGAAACUGGGUCCAGUGGACAUGCUUGUAAACUGUGCUGGAACAACAAUGGCUGGCAAGUUUGAAGAGGUGGAAGUCAGUGCUUUCGAAAGACUAAUGAGCGUGAACUACCUGGGCAGCGUGUAUCCCAGCCGCGCAGUCAUCGCCACCAUGAAGGAGCGCCGCGUGGGGCGGAUUGUCUUUGUGUCCUCGCAGGCUGGACAGCUGGGCCUGUUCGGCUACACUGCCUACUCCCCAUCUAAGUUUGCCUUGAGGGGCCUGGCCGAAGCUCUGCAGAUGGAGGUGAAGCCAUACAACGUCUACGUGACCGUGGCCUACCCACCGGACACAGACACUCCCGGUUUUGUGGAAGAGAACAAAACAAAGCCCUUGGAGACGAAACUGAUUUCGGGGACUACAUCGGUCUGCUCACCGGAGCAGGUGGCCAAACAGAUCGUGAAAGAUGCCAUGCAGGGAAAUUUUAACAGUUCCAUCGGCUCCGAUGGGUACAUGCUCUCAUUGCUGACCUGUGGAAUGUCGCCAGUAACCUCGAUCACAGAAGGGCUCCAGCAGGUGGUGACCAUGGGCCUUUUCCGCACGAUCGCUUUGUUUUACCUCGGGAGUUUUGACAGCAUAGUCCGUCGCUGCAUGGUGCAGGGAAAGAAAUCAGAAGUUGUGGACAAAACGGCCUGAUGCCUGCCCCACCCCCGCCUCGGAAAAGGACCGCUUCUGUGUAUCGUGGACAGCUUGCCGCUCAGUGGGGCGCCGUGGCCGCUGCAGACAGUAAUGUAUCAUUUCUGCCCCCGGAGACUGAACCAGAACCCUCCGAAGCAGGGCUGGCUGCAGGGAGGGAGGGCCAGCUCAGACCAGGCGAUGAAAACUGUGCAAAGGGGCGGCAGGAGGGCCCUGGUCUUCCUGGGCUGGGAGCCCAGAGGGUGGGGACGAGGAGCGUGUGGCCGGGAUGAGCAUGUGACUGCUCACGUAUUUAUUGGCCUUUUCCCCGUCCGGAGUGUGUCCAGAAGGGUGCUGGGUGGCGCGCAUCUGUCCUGAUGGCUACUUCACAGCGCCUGGUGCCCGCUGCUCCCACCCUUCUUAUUUUUGACACGGCGUGUUUUAUUUAAGAUGACAUGACCCGGCACGAGUGGGUCUAAAGUGCGCCAGCAUGCCCCUGACACCAAGUGUCACCACCCACCCCUCCCUCUCACUUUCUCUCUCUCUUUGAUCCCGGGACGCCCCGGGGGACGUGAGAGAGCAGGGCCAGACCAGCGGUCUGAGAGACACACUUUCUAGAAGGAAGAAUCUUGUCUUCUUCAGACACCUAUGCGUAGGGAACGAACACCUCUUCAAAUCCCAACCCUGGGGAAAAGGGGGCCUCUUUCCUUAUUUUCUGAAGAGAAAUAAAACCUUAGAAACUUAAAA
This is a messenger RNA of Echinops telfairi (small Madagascar hedgehog), 1629 nucleotides long. It is a transcript of the gene KDSR, whose product is annotated as 3-ketodihydrosphingosine reductase. The transcript has 10 exons. The coding region runs from base 1 to 903 and encodes 300 amino acids. The record is from RefSeq and is a predicted model, not a curated record. Gene Ontology annotation, molecular function: 3-dehydrosphinganine reductase activity. Gene Ontology annotation, cellular component: endoplasmic reticulum membrane. Lineage: Eukaryota; Metazoa; Chordata; Mammalia; Afrosoricida; Tenrecidae. Gene Ontology annotation, biological process: sphingolipid biosynthetic process.